Oncorhynchus tshawytscha (Chinook salmon) is the source of this 3317-nucleotide messenger RNA. It is a transcript of the gene mafaa, whose product is annotated as v-maf avian musculoaponeurotic fibrosarcoma oncogene homolog Aa. The transcript has a single exon. The coding region runs from base 12 to 941 and encodes 309 amino acids. NCBI's taxonomy places the organism in Eukaryota, Metazoa, Chordata, Actinopteri, Salmoniformes, Salmonidae. The record is from RefSeq and is a predicted model, not a curated record. Gene Ontology annotation, molecular function: RNA polymerase II cis-regulatory region sequence-specific DNA binding; DNA-binding transcription factor activity, RNA polymerase II-specific. Gene Ontology annotation, cellular component: nucleus. Gene Ontology annotation, biological process: regulation of transcription by RNA polymerase II.
CAUGGACUGACAUGGCCACCGACCUCGCCAUGAGCGCAGAGUUGCCCAAUAGCCCCCUGGCCAUCGAGUAUGUCAACGACUUCGACCUUAUGAAGUUCGAAGUAAAGAAGGAGCCUCCAGAGGCUGACCGUUACUGCCACCGCCUCCCCCCGGGAUCACUCUCCUCUACCCCUCUCAGCACGCCCUGCUCCUCCGUGCCUUCCUCGCCCAGCUUCUGCGCCCCCAGCCCCGGUGGCCAGUCGGGCCAAAACAUGGCCAACGGCGUCAACAGUAGCAACAACAGCGGAAGCAGCAACCCCCAGAGCUCGGGCGGAAAGCCCCACCUGGAGGACCUGUACUGGAUCCCCAACUACCAGCACCACAUUAACCCCGAAGCGCUCAAUCUGACCCCCGAGGACGCCGUGGAGGCACUCAUCGGCAACGCCCACCACCACCAUCACCACCACCAGGGCUACGAGGGAUUCCGCGGCCAGCAGUAUGUAGGGGAGGACCUGUCCACGGCCUCGGCCGGCCACCAUCACCAGUCCCACCAUCACCACCACCACCAUGGACACCGCCUCGAGGACCGCUUCUCGGACGACCAGCUGGUCAGCAUGACGGUGCGCGAGCUCAAUCGGCAAUUAAGGGGGUUCAGCAAAGAAGAGGUGAUCCGCCUGAAGCAGAAGAGGCGCACGCUUAAGAACCGGGGCUACGCACAGUCCUGCCGCUACAAGCGGGUGCAGCAGAGGCACAUGCUGGAGAGCGAGAAGUGCACGCUCCUGAGCCAGGUGGAACAGCUGAAGCAGGACGUCGCGCGCCUGGCCAAAGAGCGAGAUCUCUACAAGGAGAAGUACGAGAAGCUCGCGAGUCGAAGCUACAACGGUGGCGGGCCCGGUAACAAUAACAGAGACCCCUCUAACGGAAACCACGGGAAACCGGCCUCCACGGAAUUCUUCAUGUAAGAGACUGAAUCAUGGCAUAAGACUUUUGCCCCCUUCAAACUUAUUUAAAUAUUUUUAAUGACUAUUAUUUGUAUUUUUCUCAGUUUACAUUUUUUUUAUUACAGUUAUUCCUUUUGGGGAGGGGGGGGGCUAUCAGUGUACAUUUUAAAUGUACAACAUAACAUAAUGCUUUAUAUUUAUUUAAAGAAAUAAGCAAGGUGGAUGCGCACAUACAGUAAGUAAUCAAUGUGCGCAGAUAUAAUUGUUGGAAGUCUUAAAGAUUGUGUUUUGGAUUCACUUCAAUACACCAACACCUCUUGAUAUGGACAUUGGAUCACAAACUCUGUCAAAUCAAUAGCCUGAUUAUUAUUUUAUGAUGCAAUAGAUCUCAGAGAAACCCUGAUUAACGUUUGAAGUCUUAAUGAAAAAUAUGAAUCAAACUUGUCAAAGUUUACCAGACAGAAAAACUCAACUGAAAACUGUUUUGAUUCCUUGUAUGGUGUCUUAAAAGAGAGACUCCAGCGUCUUAAAACUGGGGGGAAUCGAGGAAGAGAAACCGGUAUUUAUCAUAUUGGGACUGAAAUGAAAGAGGGCGAACCACAGAAAAAGCAAUAGCCUACACCUUAGCCGCUCCUGCAGGCUCUGUCGACGGAUCCGACUGUGAUGAUGGAGGGGCACAUGAUAUAGCCUUUCUUCCCCGUUAACGAAAAGGCAACCUUUUGAAUAUUGCAAGUCUAGUUUCCAUCCCUUUUAGUAACCCUGCAUGCAGGACAUGUAUGGUACCCCAAACCUCCAAUCCUCUCACCCCUAUAUGUUAUGGAAAGCAUGGCCCAUGGUUCUUUCCUCUUCUCUUGCUACUUCUCUCUCAUCGCUCUCUACAGUAAGGCCUGGGUAUGCAAAAACACAACUUUAUCCCCUAUAACCCUGAGAGAUGUAAUAAAGAAUGCAGAAUAACCUGCGACCAGAACUAGUAAUCUGCUAUUACAAAAUGGAUGCGUUUUACCCGCUAUUUUCAAUCGAUUUUUCUAUUGUUUUAAAUUAAAAUAAAAACUAAACAAAAAGAUGAUUAACUGAGCCAGAUUUGAGACUAUUUAUUCCCACGUGUAUAUGUGUAUAGAACAGUUAUUGUGUUACCUUUUAAAACUUUUGUUGCUUGAUGAUUCAGAACGUCUUAAUGCCAUGUUUUAGGACUAUCUUACAGCAUGCAAAUAGUCUACGAUAACUUCCUACUUCUACUAGACAUGUAUGAUGUAAACAAGAAGUCUAACUGUACUAAGAUGAGAAACAUUUGGGAUUUUUUAUAUUGAUAGGACCUUUGUUGCGUAUUACUGUUAUGAUAAUAAGGUGAAUAGAAACAUUCGAUGAGGUGAUUUACUUAAUGUAGCUACAAAUAUAAGGACUGCAUUCGCUGCUAAAACUCUAUGCACCAACCUAACUAAACUCUUAAUAAAUUGAUUUUCUACUUUUUAAAAAGUGUACAAUUUGAGGUAUAAGAACAAUAAAGGUGAUCUAAUGGCUUGUGAAUAAUAAUUAAAUAAUUCCGCAGUCCGGUGUCUUAUAGCUCAAUAUAGCCUAUUCUGUUUUAUCUGAUGUGUAGAAAGAUGCCUGGUGGAUGCUUGGAUUGUCAAUGAUUGUCUUUUUCUCUGAGGGUAUGAUUAAGUCAAAAAUCAUUAUUCUGUCAACAAGAAAUCCCUGGUUCAUGUGUUACCUGCUGCCUAGAUAUAUGAUGUGCAAUAUUGUGCAGAAGUACUGAACCACCUUGCCAAUGCCAGUUAGUGCAAGGCUGAUGGCGACAUAUGCAGGAAUACAGCUAGGUUGACAAGACAAGGAGAAUUAUGAGAGGUGUUUGCAAAUCGGAUCAAAAUGGAGUGGGAGAGAGAUGUUGUUUUCUACCUCCCAAGAUACUGUUUAGUUUAAAAAAUAUAUAUAUAUAUCCUUGUGAUGCAAAAUCAAUUAGUCUGAACUUUCAACGAAAUCAUUUAUUAUGGUGCUUUUUCUGGUUUGACAAAUUUAGUCAUGUUUUAGGGGAAAAAAUCAAUAUGGAUCAAUUAUCUUUCAAUCAAUUCAUUAAUUACUCAAUCCGUCAAUAUAGAGCAGAGUUAUGUUGUUGGCCACCGAGAUUGAACCUGUAUUUAUGGUCUUGAAGUUAGUUAGAAUUUUUAGAAUUCCAAAGUGACGUAAACACUCUCGCAUCCCGGCAACAUGGCGAAGUAUCUUCUGCACAGUGCUGUCAAUGUAUAGCCUUCCUGUAUAGCCUAUAUGAUUUCUAUAUAUUUAUUCGAGAAACAUUUAAAUGUCCGAACGUGUCAAUAACUCAAGGCAAUUAAAUGUUUCAAGAUGGAAUGUUAUUGAGAAUAUUGCUUUCAUAAUGUUUAAUAAAAAGUUAUGUCCAAAAUC